Tetranychus urticae (two-spotted spider mite) is the source of this 1507-nucleotide messenger RNA. RefSeq names its product protein Wnt-5b. Gene Ontology annotation, molecular function: frizzled binding; cytokine activity. Gene Ontology annotation, biological process: neuron differentiation; cell fate commitment; multicellular organism development. Lineage: Eukaryota; Metazoa; Arthropoda; Arachnida; Trombidiformes; Tetranychidae. Gene Ontology annotation, cellular component: extracellular region. The record is from RefSeq and is a predicted model, not a curated record.
AUUUACCUUGUAUUUACCUUUAACUACCUUCUUCGCUUUUUUAUCAUAAAUAUCGUCUUUUUACUGUCGUUUCAACUCGUUUUCACAUCGAUCGCAUGUUUUUCAUACAAACCUUUCAUCUAAUGAAAACAUUUUUAUAAAAAACAGUGUUUUAACCAUUUUUUGUUUUUGAAAAUUGUUUAAAAACACUUUUGAAGUCACCAGUUUUCAUUUAACCAAAUUAAUUAUUAAUGUUUGCGUUUCUUAUUUAUUAUCUUGUUUUGUUUGACACCUCGUCUGUCUUUGCUUUUUUACCUUUCGUCGCCAAAACCCUGGGCAUGCAGGGAAUCAGUUUAACGGAGAAUGAUAUCGAUCCGUUAACUGGUUCACUGAUGGCCAACAAAUCGCCCGAUUUACUGAGAUUGGAACAAAUGAUGAUUGAGGAAAAAUUAAGCAAAUUAACUUGUGACCAAAUGAAGGGUUUAUCCAAAGGACAAAUGCAACUGUGUCACCUUUAUAAGGAUCAUAUGCCUCACAUUGGUAAAGGAGCUCGACUCGGAAUAACCGAGUGUCAAUGGCAAUUUAAAAACAGUCGUUGGAACUGUUCAAUCGACGAUUCAACCGUUUUCGGAUCAAUUUUAACCAAAGCUUCUCGAGAAGCUGCUUUUGCACAUGCAAUUUCAACGGCUGGAGUUGUCCAUUCAAUUGCUCGAGCUUGCAGGGAUGGACAGUUGCCCAAUUGUGGUUGUUCAAAAGCAUCUCGACCUCGAAAUCUCAAGAAAGACUGGCUUUGGGGUGGCUGUGGUGAUAAUAUUGAUUAUGGAUAUAAAUUUUCCGAAACUUUCAUCGAUCUUAAAGAGAAAGAAAAGUCCAGUUUGAAGUCACUUAAAGAUAAAGGUCGUCGAUUAAUGAAUCUUCAUAACAAUGAAGUUGGACGAAGGGCGGUUAUAAGGAAAACUCGAGUCACGUGUAAAUGUCAUGGAGUCUCUGGAUCGUGUUCAUUGAUAACUUGUUGGCAGCAAUUGUCUUCAUUCAGAGAGGUUGGUGAUUACCUAAAGGACAAGUACGAAAAAUCAACAGAAGUGAAAAUCAAUAAAAGAGGUAAACUUCAGGUCCGCAAUAAACGCCAAAAAUUACCUACAGCGGAGGAUUUGGUCCAUGUUGACAGUUCUCCUGAUUUUUGUAUGGAUAAAGGUGGUACAUUUGGAACCCAGGGAAGAGUUUGUAAUAGAACCUCAAGAGGAUCAGAUGGCUGUGAAUCCAUGUGUUGUGGUCGAGGCUAUGACACACAUACUGCCAUGGUAGAUGAGCGAUGUAGAUGUCGAUUUCAUUGGUGUUGCUAUGUUCAGUGUGAUACUUGCCAAAUUCAGAGAGAAAUACAUACUUGCAAGUGAUAAAGAAAGAAUAAAAGAAAUAAAGGUUGAAAAGGCACAAUUAAUCUUUCUUUUUACGAUAUUGCUCCAUAAACUCUUGUAUUUUGCUCCACAAUUCCCUUGGUUCGUCAACUUUGGGGAUUGAAUAGUUUUGG